Messenger RNA from Maylandia zebra (zebra mbuna), 4430 nucleotides. It is a transcript of the gene ntng1a, whose product is annotated as netrin g1a. The record is from RefSeq and is a predicted model, not a curated record. Gene Ontology annotation, biological process: animal organ morphogenesis; tissue development; axonogenesis. NCBI's taxonomy places the organism in Eukaryota, Metazoa, Chordata, Actinopteri, Cichliformes, Cichlidae.
GGGCUGGAGGGGUGUGGAGAAAAACCAUAGGUAUGCGUGUGUGUGGGGGGGAAACACGCUGAGUGUGCGUCUCAUCUAAUAGAGCCUCGGAACGCAUUAUCUUCCCCGUCAUCUCCGUCUGUGCGGUUGGUGCUGCGCCUUGCUGGGGAAACGGCCAGGAGAAGAUGCGUUGAUGCGAGCGGAUAUUCUCAGCAGCCGAGACUAAUUGUCUGUGAUUCAUGUCCCUGUUGAGUGGCUGAAACCUAUUCAUAGCCAGGGAGAAGGAGAGAAAGGGGAGAGUGGGGACGGGAUCCGCGCAGAGAUCCGCUCUCAGCAGUCUUUGGAAAUAUAGGAAGCAGAUCGCAGAGAGGAGGAAAGCGCGCCAGCAGGUCAAAGUUUCUUUCGCGGUACUGCGUGUGUGUGCGUUUGUGUGUAUGGGAUGGGGUGGGGGGUUCCCUUUUCCGUGGACAUCAUUGUGCUUCAGGUUUGACACCGUGAUGGAAUGACACCAGAAAAGAGGAUGAUGGACACUUUGGCACCGGAGUCUUGCUCAGAGAUCCCCCGCGUUUCCAGCAGGCGCGGUGCUGACCGAGCCCUCAGGACGGUGAUCAGUCAUUUGUUUUGAAGUGGCAGGAAAAUCCUCCUCUUGAUUGAAACAAGAGCGAGAGAUGGUGCGCGCAGCGAUUCCUCGGAGACUGACGUGCGUACUCAUCACGUUCCCGUUAAGGAGCGCGUCUUAAAGAGCUUCAUUCUUCGUUCAUGUUCAUUCUGCUGCUCUGAACUUGUUGAGCGGCGUUAAAGAGCAGCGGGACUCCCAGAGAGGCACUCAAAGAAAUUGCCAGAUCGUCACGCAGGACGAGUACCAUGAUUGACAGCCAGGCAAGCUGAGGAGACCCGUCACUCAUCUUCCUAUCAGCGUGUCAGAGGGCUAUCUCCGUCUUGCCUCCCCCCUCUUCCUCUUCCUUCUCUCCUCCACCAUCCUCCUCCCUCCCUCGGUCCUGUCUUAUCUUCUCAAUGGGCUGGUAGCCUCACCAUCCCUCAAAUCAUCCACCGCCCCUCGAAAACCUGAAAGAGACAGAAAUUGUACUGAAAAACACUCGUAAAGCAACCCGUGCUCCACCGAAAGGGAGUUUGGCAUGCCUCCUCACUCUUCUUGAGUGAAGUUUAGUAAGUGGAAGUCGAAGAGCGAUCCCUUGUUUGUACACCCUUCAGAAGGAGAUACGGCUCCUUAACAAGGAGCUGAGAAAGGGCCAGUCAUGCGUUUCCACUUUGCGCUGACGCUGCAGGCACUGUGGACUGGUGUUUGCCAGGCAGCCAUGCAGCACUACCCUGCUGCAGCAUGGGGACAUUACGAUGUGUGCAAGUCCCAGGUUUAUUCAGAUGAAGGCUUAACCUGGGACUACAUGGCCUGCCAACCCGAGGCAGCAGAUAUGACCCAGUACCUAAAGGUGACUCUAGAUCCUCCCAACAUCACUUGUGGAGACCCUCCAGAGACGUACUGUGCCCUGGAAAACCCUUACAUGUGUAACAAUGAAUGUGACGCCACCACUGAAGAGCUCGCCCACCCCCCAGGGCUGAUGUUCGACACUGAGGGCCGCAACCCCACAACCUUCUGGCAGUCCACCUCCUGGAAGAAGUACCCAAAACCCCUACUGGUCAACAUCACUCUAUCUUGGAACAAAACCAUUGAGCUGACUGAAGACAUUGUCCUCACCUUUGAGUCAGGCCGACCCGAACAGAUGGUCCUAGAAAAAUCACUAGAUUAUGGAAAAACCUGGCAGCCCUACCAGUUCUACGCCACUGAUUGCUUGGACGCCUUCACCAUGGAGCCCAAGACGGUACAAGACCUAACUCAGCAUACCCUGCUGGACAUUAUCUGCACCGAGGACUACUCACGAGGGUACGUGUGGAAGAACGACAAAACUGUACGCUUUGAGAUCAAGGACCGAUUUGCACUGUUUGCUGGACCCCGGCUCCACAACAUGGCCUCACUUUACGGCCAGCUAGACACGACCAAGAAGCUGAGGGACUUCUUUACCAUUACUGAUCUGAGAAUCCGCCUGCUCCGGCCUGCCACAGGAGCAACGAUGGUGGACGAGAACAACCUGUCCAGAUACUUCUAUGCCAUUUCUGACAUCAAAGUUCAGGGCAGGUGCAAGUGCAAUCUUCACGCCAACAGCUGCGUAUAUGACAAAGAGAAGUUGAGCUGUGAGUGUGAACACAACACCACUGGGCCCGACUGCGGCCGCUGUAAGAGGAACUACCAGGGGCGAGCGUGGAGUGCUGGCUCAUACCUGCCCAUACCCAAGGGCACCGCAAAUAUCUGUAUUCCUAGUAACAUUGGUCCAGUUAACUGCGAAUGCUUCGGCCACUCCAACCGAUGCAGCUAUAUCGAGCUGCUAAACACCGUCAUUUGCGUGAGCUGUAAGCACAACACUAGGGGCCAGCACUGCCAGCUAUGCAAGCUGGGCUACUACCGCAAUGCCUCAGCAGAACUGGACGAUGAAAAUGUGUGCAUAGAAUGUAAUUGUAAUCCCUAUGGCUCAGUCAAUGAUCGCUGUAAUGGCACAGGAUUUUGUAUAUGUAAGGAGGGCACUACAGGGCCUAAGUGUCAGGAGUGUCUGCCCGGCUAUUUGUGGGACAAUGGCUGCAAAUCCCGGGUGUGUGACAACGAACUCCUGCGCUGCCAAAAUGGUGGGACGUGUGUCAGCAACGUCCGCUGCAGCUGUCCAACGGGCUAUACGGGUUUGCUGUGUGAGAAGCGCCGCUGCGAGUCAGAGCUGGGAGGCUGUAGGGGGCCCAGAUUCAGGCCAGGCUCACCUGACACCUCCAUCCACCUCCAGGCUGCUGCUGCUCCUGCUGCUAGGCUCGGUUCUGCUGAGAGGGGUCUCCUGCCGGCCCGCUGUGCUCUAAAGUGACCCAUUACCUGGUGGGAGUCGCACACUUCCCACCUUCUCCACCUUAACCCAAGCUCAUCCCCCUCCCCUUUCAGAUAAUCAACAACCAUUUAAAAAAGAACAACCAUGAGCUUUCUGGACUGUAAUGUUCUGAGCUUCUCCGCCUCCAGACUCAAUGGACACUCGCACUGACAAUAAAGGGAAUGUGCCAGUCAAAUGAGUGCAGAAGCUUUUCAUUUAAUUUCAAAGAAUAUAUAGAAAUAAUUAAAAAGAAAAACUAUACUUCUAAAAAAAAAUACAGAUAUUAUUAGAAAUAUGAGUAACUGAGGGUUUGCCUAACAAAAGUAAAAUGAGCAGAGAAUGGUGAGUCCCACCCCGACCCCUACCCUACCUCUCUCCCUCCCCCCAAAAGCCAUACCAGGUACAGUACACGAGCCCCCUUCGAUUUUGAGAGGAGAUAACUAAAGAUGACAGACUCGUUCACUUCUUCUCAUAUUGCCACGGCAACAACAGCUGCGACCAAUCAGCUCUCGCACAAGCCGACGGUGGCCGCCGACCCCUUUGGGAUGCUUCUGUGCGUUGUUAAUGUUGGCUGGACUGAUGCCGAAGAAAAAAAAAACAACAACAACAACAAAAAAAAGCAAACUUGUCCCCGCUGAAUGGCAAAGACUGGCCUCAGAAACAAACCCGUUACACUUCAGCGUGAUAACAAACAGAAAGAGGUGAAAAACCCCAGGACGCAUUCUUUGCUGUCAGUGCAUUGUGGAUAGAAGGAAAUCUGUCCGGACUGCCACAUUGUGACACAAAACCUUGCCCACGUUGAUCCCUCUCUGUCUCUAUCUUUCUGUCUCUCCUUCGAGCUCGGCCUCAUCCUCUCGUUCAUCCCCCUCCCUUCCCUCCGAUCCUAGUUCCACCCCCAGACGCCGCCACUGACCUGUGCUUUCGUGAACGUUACUCUGUAAAACCCUUGUUGGUUGAAAGAUUCUUUUGUCCAAUGUUAGUGAUGCACAUGUAAGAAUCCCCCGUCCCAUCCCUCGUCCCCCUUUCCUCUCUUCCGAAAAGAUACUCCAGUGAAGCUGUCUGAUUCUUUUUUUAUCUUAGAGCCACCACUCUCCCUACUGUCAUGGUCAGGGGAUAGUAUUCACCUGAGCAGACGAGAAGUGCAUAGAAAACCAUCAGUGUAUUUGCAAGUUCUUUUCUCGACAGAUCAAACAAAACAACAAAAAAACAACAAAAAAAAGAGAGUCAUGUAGUCCUUUUGUAUCUUUGCCGAACUGUGAUUGAAAAAAAGGCAACCUGUAUCUAUUUAAGUCAUUCAAAUGCAGAAGCAGUUGGGUUGUUUUUUCUCUCUCUUUCUCUUUUAUUUUCACUUCCUUUUUCACCUUUUCUGUUUAUUACUUUUCGUUGUGCAGUUGAUUUUCCUUUGUAUUGGCAACGUGCUGGCAUCAAAGAAUAUCAGUUUACAUAUACAGUAUUAAUAAAGUGUAAUAAAAUCCCACCAAAGGACAUUAUAAAUGUUUUGUUCUUGCUUUAACACUUGAGAAUUUAAAUGAA